GAAGAACCACAAAUUUUCUGGGUUCCCCAGGCAGAUCUCUAUUCUAUCGCGUGCCCUGACUUCCUCAACUCUUCGUCAUGGUCAUCACCAGCCCGGCCGUCUCCUCAUGACAAUAGCAGCAAGGCGCAUCUGCGCCCAAUGCUUUUCCCACCUCGCCCCUCCUCGACCUACUACUCGUCGUCUGCCCUCGUGGCGGAUUUCUCCACAGCAGCCUCUGCGGUCAUUUUCUCUGACGAGUCUCCGCGGCGCCUUUGCACCCCCGACACCUGCAUCCCUAGGGAAAGCCGUCCCGGCCAGACAAUACAAGAGGACGAGAAAAUGGGCGCGCAGAUUCGCAUAUUUGUUCCUCGGCGGGACUGUGGUAUAUGUGGUGGACAAGAGAUACUACGCUUCCAGUCUCACGAGAAGUGUCCGCACUUUUACCAUGGGCUUGAUUGCCGCUCUGGACUACAAGAUCAACUUUCGAGAGGAUCCGUGGUUUGCCAAUGACAUUACCGAAGUACAUGCCCGUAAUGCGACCAGGCUGUUCCAUCUCCUACGGACAAAUGGCGGGUUGUACCUCAAGAUUGGUCAGGCCAUUGCCAUGCAGACGGCCAUCUUGCCUCCAGAAUUCCAGAAAAUGUUCUCCAAGAUGUUUGACGAUGCACCGCAGAAUGACUGGGAGGACGUGCGACGGGUUAUCAUGGAGGACUUUGGCGGUCGAACGCCUGAGGAGGUAUUUGGGAUCUCCUUCGAUGGUGAUCCUGAUGCCGGUGUUAUGGAGAGAAAGGCCCGGGCAAGCGCGAGCGUGGCACAAGUACACUGGGCAAGGCUGAAAGACGGACGAGAAGUGGCCAUCAAAAUACAGAAGAGGGAGAUCGCUCAGCAGGUCGGGUGGGAUCUGUGGGCCUUCAAGGUGGUGACUCGGAUCUAUACUUGGUGGUUUGACCUGCCGCUCUACUCGCUUGUUCCCUAUAUCACGGAAAGACUGCUACUGGAAUGUGAUUUCGAGAGCGAGGCGAACAACUCCAAGGAAAUGGCCAAACUCAUCAAGGGCGAACCCCGGUUACGGGAUAGAGUCUACAUUCCCAAGAUUUACGACGAUCUCACCACCAAGCGAGUCAUGACGGCUGAAUGGGUUGAGGGCGUGCGUCUGUGGGAUAAGGAGUCCAUCACUCGACCUUGGCAGGGAGGCUGGCGAACCGGCAGUCCAGGCUGCCACGGCACUCCGCUUGAUCCGCCUCAAGCUCCCAUCACCACUCUGCAGGAAAAAGCCCGUUCGUACAACGAAGAACUCAAGCCGGACAGGACAUGGUGGAGAGGCCAGAACGGCAAAGGUGGUCUCGGUCUUGAUCUCAAAGAAGUCAUGACAACCAUGGUCGACCUCUUCUCUGCACAGAUGUUUCUCUGGGGCAAGGUGCACUGUGAUCCUCAUCCAGGAAAUAUCUUCGUUCGACGCCUCCCCAACGGCCAUUCUGAACUUGUCCUGAUUGACCACGGCCUAUACAUCAACAUGUCCCCUUCGUUCCGGCAUCAGUAUUCCCUUUUUUGGAAAUCCCUGAUGACGUUCGACAACAAGACCCUCAAGGAAGUCGUCAGCCAAUGGGGCAUCAACAACGCCGAGAUCUUUGCGUCAGCGGCUCUUAUGCGCCCCUAUGAAGGAGGGGACCGCUCGGUAACGACUCGCCUGAGGGGUAUAUCGGAACACGAGAAGAAAAGGCGCCAGUACGAGUUGCAACAGGCCAUGCGCAAGGGCAUCAAAGAAAUUCUGGCGGAUGAAACCAAAUGGCCUCGCGAAUUGAUCUUCAUUGGUCGAAACAUGCGCAUUGUUCAAGGCAACAAUCAGUACUUGGGCAGCCCCGUCAACCGCAUCAAAAUUACGGGCAAUUGGGCCUCCAGGGCACUGGCCGAGGAUCAACAGCUGACAUUUGCGGAGAGAUGGAAGUUUUUCGGGAGCCAUUUAAUGUUCAAGUUGGUCUUGUGGGCAUCAGAUGCGUAUUUUUGGUAUGCGAAGCUCAAACAAGCGCUGGGGAGAGGUAAGGGCAUGGACGAUGAUGUGGACCAGCUCAUGAGGGGCAUGGCGAAGGACUAUGGCAUCGAGAUGAAUCAUAGUGUCUUUGAAGGCUGAACUGCAUUCUCGAGGUUCCUGUAUGUACUGAUACCUGGGUUUUUGGGGUUUGGGCAAUGCAUGAAGGGUGUUUAGAUAGGGCAAGGAUAGAAAGAAGUCCCCUCAGCCGACAAUAGAUUCAACCACUAUUGAUAUAUGCGUGAAUUCUGUACUUG
This is a messenger RNA of Cladophialophora immunda, 2262 nucleotides long. RefSeq lists its product as uncharacterized. The record is from RefSeq and is a predicted model, not a curated record. The transcript has a single exon. Bases 107 to 2107 code for a protein of 666 amino acids. NCBI's taxonomy places the organism in Eukaryota, Fungi, Ascomycota, Eurotiomycetes, Chaetothyriales, Herpotrichiellaceae.